Molecule: messenger RNA, 1245 nt
Organism: Neopelma chrysocephalum (saffron-crested tyrant-manakin)
Lineage: Eukaryota; Metazoa; Chordata; Aves; Passeriformes; Pipridae
Product: T-cell surface glycoprotein CD1b-3-like
Exons: 5
Biological process (GO): antigen processing and presentation, exogenous lipid antigen via MHC class Ib; antigen processing and presentation, endogenous lipid antigen via MHC class Ib; immune response
Cellular component (GO): external side of plasma membrane
Molecular function (GO): endogenous lipid antigen binding; exogenous lipid antigen binding; lipopeptide binding
Source: RefSeq, a predicted model, not a curated record
AUGCCCACAUGGGCAAGAGGCUUCCUGCUCCCCACCCACUUUUGGCUCCUGCUUCCUCACCCUUCUUUGUCCCCUGGCUCCACACCUCCUCCUCGGCAGGGAUGCAACCACCUGAGGUGGGUGCAGGGGGUGGGAGCCGGGGCUGCCAAGGAUGAAGGGGGCCUAGGGGGGGCCCACAGAUCUCUGCAACCUCAAGGACCUGUCCCUCAGCCCCUCCACUUUCCCUGUCCCUCUCCUCCCUGCCAACCCCUGUCUCAUAUAGGGACCUUCACUAUCCGGCUGCUUCACACCUCUACCUUCCAAAACACCUCCUUUGUGGACACGGAGGGGCUGGGCCUGCUGGAGGACAUCGAACUUGGUUCUCUUGAUAAGCACACCUGGUCCAUCCACUUCUGCCAGCCCUGGGUGCGUCCAGCCCUGUCCCACAGUGAGUGGGACAACAUUGACAACAUAUUCAGGAUCUAUUUGCAUUCGUGCAUCCGCCUGAUCAAUGAAGGGGCCAUACAGAAGGAUGUGCCCUACCCCUUUGUGGUUCAGUACAUGGCAGGCUGCAAGCUCUACCCCAACAGGACCUCUCAGGUCUUCUUCUAUUUGGGCUACAAUGGGCAAGACUUCCUCAGCUGGGACACCGACCAUGCCACCUGGACCCUCUCCCAGGACACCGACCUGGCACGGUACGUCAGGGCUGUCCUCCAGAACUACACCAUCCUCGGUGAGCUGGUGGAUGGCAUCUUCAACGAUACCUGCAUCAAUGCCAUGGAGAUGUUCCUGAGUUACGGGAGGGCAGCUCUGGAGAGACAAGAGCUGCCCGUGGCCACGGUCUUUGCCCGCACGCCCAGCCCACAACAGCUGCUGCUGGUUUGCCACGUCACCGCCUUCUACCCCCGGCCCAUCAGUGUGGCCUGGCUGAGGGAUGGCCAGGAGGUGCCUCCGGGCCCGGAGCUCAACACCAGCCCCAUCCUGCCCAACGCUGACCUCACCUACCAGCUCCGCAGCGUCCUGGCCGUGGCCCCCCGGGACGGGCACAGCUACGCCUGCCGCGUGCGCCACCGCAGCCUGGGCACCCGCAGCCUCCUCGUCCCCUGGGGGAACUCAGAGGUGGUGCUGAUCACAGGGCUCGUGGUCGGGCUGCUGGGAGCCGUGGCUGUUGCUGCCUUGCUGGUGCUUUGGGUGUGGAGACGCAGGUGACACCAGCAGAUGGAGGAAUCAGAGUCCAGGAACUCCAUCCUGAGCAAAGAAGCUUAG